CCGCUCCCGGGCUGCUGCUGCCGGAGCCGAACGGGGCCGAACGAAGCCGAACGAAGCCGAACGGAGCCGAACGGAGCCGAACGAGGAGCCGAACCCGAACGAGGAGCCGAACCCGAACCAGGAGCCGAACCCGAACGCUGAGCCGAACCGAGCACGGAGCCGAACCGAGCCCGAAGCGAAACCGAACCGAGCACGAAGAGAAACCGAACCGGGCCCGAAGCGAUACCGAACGGAGCCGAGAGGAGCCGAACGGAGCCGAACGGGGCGGGGGCGCGGGGCCCCGGCGGCCGCUGGAGCGCGAUGCUGCGGCCCGGCCCGCACCACCCGGGGCCCUGAAGCCGGACGAUGCCCCUUGGCCAUGGCGGCGCCGGCGCCCCUUAGGAUGCCGAUGCCGCCGGCGUCGUCGUCGCUGCCGCCGUUCUUCCUCCUCUUCCUCCUCUUCCUCCUCUUCUCGGUACCGACCGUUCCGGCGGCGCCGCCGACGUCGUGCCCGGCCGCUUGUUCCUGCAGCAACCAAGCGAGUCGGGUGAUUUGCACGCGCAGGGAACUCCUGGAAGUUCCGAGCAGUAUUUCCGUGAACACCCGGUACCUGAACCUCCAGGAGAACCACAUCCAGGUGAUCCGUACCGACACCUUCAAACACCUCCGGCACUUGGAGAUCCUCCAGUUGAGUCGCAACUUGGUGCGGAAAGUAGAAGUCGGCGCUUUCAACGGUCUCCCCAACCUCAACACCUUGGAACUCUUCGACAACCGGUUGACCACCGUCCCCACCCAAGCUUUCGAGUACCUCUCCAAACUCCGCGAGCUCUGGUUGCGCAACAACCCCAUCGAGAGCAUCCCGUCCUACGCCUUCAACCGCGUCCCCUCCCUCCGACGCCUCGACCUCGGCGAGCUCAAAAGGUUGGAGUACAUCUCGGAAGCCGCCUUCGAAGGGUUGGUCAACCUACGGUACUUGAACUUGGGGAUGUGUAACCUGAAGGAGAUCCCCAACUUGACGGCGUUGGUUCGGUUGGAAGAGUUGGAGCUUUCGGGGAAUCGGUUGGGUCGCGUCCGUCCCGGUUCUUUCCAGGGUUUGGGAAGUUUGAGGAAGCUCUGGUUGAUGCACGCCCGGGUGGCGGCGGUAGAACGUAACGCCUUCGAUGACCUCAAAGCUUUGGAAGAACUUAAUUUGGCUCAUAACGAGCUGGCCUCGCUACCCCACGACCUCUUCGCCCCUCUGCACCGCCUGGAGCGGGUUCACCUCCACCACAACCCUUGGCGUUGCGAUUGCGACGUCCUCUGGUUGAGCUGGUGGCUGAGGGAGACGGUGCCCAGCAACACCAGCUGCUGCGCGCGAUGUCACGCGCCGCCGGCGUUACGCGGGCGUUACCUCGGCGAGCUGGAACCGGGACAUUUCACCUGUUACGCCCCCGUCAUCGUGGAACCGCCCGCCGAUCUCAACGUCACCGAAGGGAUGGCGGCCGAACUCAAGUGCCGAACCGGCACGGCGAUGACGUCGGUCAACUGGUUGACGCCCAACGGGACGUUGAUGACGCACGGUUCGUACCGGGUGAGGAUCUCGGUCCUUCACGACGGCACGCUCAACUUCACCAACGUCACCGUGCAGGACACGGGGCAGUACACCUGCAUGGUCACCAACGCCGCCGGGAACACCACCGCCUCCGCCACGCUCAACGUUUCGGCCGCCGAUGCCGCCGCCGCCGCCGCCGCCGCCGCCGCCGCCGCCACCGGUUACACCUACUUCACCACCGUCACGGUGGAAACCACCGACGCCGGCGGCGAGGAACCGGCUCCUCAAACCGCCCCGGCGCCCACGACCGGUUGGGAAACCGUCGGCGGUUCUACGGCGGCGCCGGCGACUCGCGCUACCGGCAAACCUUUCACUGUCCCCAUCACGGCGGCGGCGGCGGCGGGGGCGGGCGGGGGGUUACAGGAUCUGGAUGACGUUUUGAAGACCACCAAGAUCAUCAUCGGUUGCUUCGUGGCCAUCACCUUCAUGGCGGCCGUCAUGCUGGUGGCCUUCUACAAGCUCCGCAAGCAACACCAACGCCACAAGCACCGCGGCGGGCCGGCGCGCGCCGUCGAGAUCGUUAACGUGGAGGACGAGCUGGCCGGCGGCGGUACGGGUGGGACGGGUGGGACGGGUGGGACCGGCGGCGGGGACAAUCGUUUGGCGUUACCGGCGUUGGAACGCGAUCACCUCGACCGUUACGCCGCCUUCGCCGCGCAUUACGGCAACAGCGGCGCGGCGUUGGGUUGCGGCAAGAACCCGUUGCUCAACUCGGUGCACGAACCCCUGCUCUUCAAGAGCCCCUCCAAGGAGAACGUGCAGGAGACCCAGAUCUGACCCUCCCCCGCCGCCGCCCCUCCCCCACCCCAGCCCCUCCCCCGCCCCCCUCCCAUCCCCCCCCCCAAAAAAGAAAAAAAAAAAAAAAAAACAACAAAAAAGAAAAAGCGACAAAAACUCCGCUGCGACAAAGCGGGGGAGGGGGGGGAAGCGGGGGGGGGGGGGAAGGGGGGGGUUGGGGGAGGGGGGGCGUCGGUGCGACGCACGGCGGGGGGGGAGAGGCGGGGGCGGCGUGCGGUGAAGGAGCGGUGCGAGGCACGGGGGGGGUGUGACGCACGGCGUUGCGCGAUGCACGGUGUUGUGCGACAAAGGACUUGUGCAAGGCACGGGGGCGUGCGAGGCACAGCUUUUUGGACUGAAGGACUUGUGCGAUGCACGGGGACGUGCGAUGCAUGGGAGUUUGCAGCGAGGCAUUUGUGCAAUGCACAGUGUUGUGCGACGAAGGACUUGUGCGAGGCACGGGGGCGUGCAAUGCAUGGUGGCGUGCAAGGCACGGCUUUUUGGAAUGAAGGACUUGUGCAACGCACAGUGUUUUGCUGUGAGGAACUUGUGCAAUGCACGGGGACGUGCAAGGAGGGGCUGGUGCGAUGCACAAUGUCGUGCGGUGAAGGAUUGGUGCAAGGCACGGGGGAACAUUUAAUGUGACACACAGCGUUGUGCAAUGCACGGUGUUGUGCGACAAAGGACUUGUGCAAGGCACGGGGGCGUGCGAUGCACGGGAGUUUGCAGCGAGGCGUUUGUGCAAUGCACGGUGUUGUGCGACGAAGGACUUGUGCGAGGCAUGGGGGCGUGCGAGGCACGGCUUUUUGGAAUGAAGGACUUGUGCAGUGCACGGUGUUUUGCUGUGAGGAACUCGUGCAAUGCACGGGGACGUGCAAGGAGGGGCUGGUGCGAUGCACAAUGUCGUGCGGUGAAGGAUUGGUGCAAGGCACGGGGGAAAAUUUAACGUGACACACAGCGUUGUGCAAUGCACGGUGUUGUGCGACAAAGGACUUGUGUGACGCACAGGGUCGUGCGAUGCACGGUGGUGUGCAAGGCACAGCUUUUUGGAAUGAAGGACUUGUGCAACGCACGGUGUUUUGCUGUGAGGAACUCGUGCGAUGCACAGGGACAUGCGAUGCACAAUGUCGUGCGGUGAAGGAUUGGUGCGAUGCACCGGGGGGGAAAUUUAACGUGACACAGCAUUGUGCAAUGCACGGUGUUGUGCAACGAAGGACUUGUGCGAUGCACGGGGACGUGCGACGCACGGCAGUUUGCAGUGAGGCAUUUGUGCAAUGCACUGUGUUUUGCAAUGAAGGCCUCGUGCAAUGCACGGCUCUCUGGAAUGAAGGACUUGUGCGAUGCACGGCGUUUUGCAAUGAGGAACUCGUGCGAUGCACGGGGACGUGCGAGGAGGGGCUGGUGCGAUGCAUGGGGUGCAGUGAAGGAUUGGUGCAAGGCACGGGGGGAAGUUUAACGUUGCGCACAGCGUUGUGCAAUGCACAGUGUUGCGUGACAAAGGACUUGUGCGAUGCACGGGGACGUGCAAAGAGGGGCCGGUGUGAUGCACAGUGUGCAGUGAGGGAUUAGUGCAACGCACAGUGUCGUGCAAUGAAGGACCGGUGCAAGGCACGGGAAGGGGUAGCGCGACGCACAGUGUUGUGCAAUGCACGGUGUUGUGCGAUGAAGGACUUGUGCGACGCACAGGGACGUGCGAGGAGGGGCUGGUGCGAUGCACGGGGUGCAGUGAGGGGUUGGUGCGAUGCACAAUGUCGUGUGGUGAAGGAUUGGUGCAAGACACGGGGGGGAAAUUUAACGUGACGCACAGUGUUGUGCUAUGCACGGUGUUGUGCGAUGAAGGACUUGUGCGACGCACGGCAGUGCAGCAGCGAGGCGUUUGUGCAACGCACAGUGUUUUACAAUGAAGGCCUCGUGCGAUGCACGGCUCUUUGGAGUGAAGGACUUGUGCAAUGCACGGCGUUUUGCAAUGAGGAACUCGUGCGAUGCACGGGGAUGUGCGAUGCACAGUGCUUUGCAGUGAAGGAUUUGUGCGAUGCACGCUGUUGUGCAAUGAAAGACGCGUGCAAUACAUGCUAUUGUGCAACGCACGGCCUUUCGCAGUGAGGGACUUGUGCGAUGCACGGGGUUGUGGUGUGCACAGCCUUGUGCGGCGAAGGACACGCGUGAUGAAGGGGGGGUUGUGUGACGCACGGGGUUGUGCGACACACGACCUUGUGCAACGAAGACCUUGUGCGAUGCACAGUGUUGUGCGAUGCACGGCAUGGCGCAGAGAAGGACUUGUGCAACGCACGGCGCUUUGCAACGCACAGCCCCGUGCAACGGAGGACUUGUGCACUGCACGGCCUGCUGCAAUUGUGCGCGUGCGUGAUGCAAGUGGAGUCCUCGUGCAACGCACGGGCUCGUGCAACGGCGGCCUCGUGCGACCUGUGGCCUGGUGCAACGCACAACCUCACGCAAUACAAUCCCCCGUGCGAAGCCCGGCCUUGUGCUCCGGAGUC
Molecule: messenger RNA, 4845 nt
Organism: Grus americana (Whooping crane)
Lineage: Eukaryota; Metazoa; Chordata; Aves; Gruiformes; Gruidae
Gene: LRRC4B
Product: leucine rich repeat containing 4B
Exons: 2
Coding region: 359-2347 (662 amino acids)
Cellular component (GO): plasma membrane
Molecular function (GO): protein binding
Source: RefSeq, a predicted model, not a curated record